UCAGUUUGAUGUUGACUGAAAAGUAUAAUUUGUCUUCUUUCUUUUCUUAAUAUGGAAAAGGCAAAGGAGUCUGGAACCUACACGUUGCGGCAGCUGAAGGCUUGUGUAGGUGACGUGCACCUGCUGCUUCCACACAUAUACCCCCUAGUGCAAUAUGACGUGUAUUCUCAGGAGCCGCAGCUGAAGGUGGAACCUCAGAGUGAAUGUCUGCUGGCUGGGGUUCCUCAGAAACUAAAGUUUACAGUGACAACGGGACAUUACAGAGUAAAAGAGGGCGAUGCUCUGCAACUCAGUAACACAGAAAGUAUGGUGGUUCUACCAGGUGACCAACCUACUGCAGUGAUAUACAGCAACAAUCAUGGGGAGAUGACUCACAGCCCUUUCGGUAUCCAGCGUUCAGAUAAGGUGACCAGUAUCUCUCUACCCCCUACUCCCCCCUAUCAUCUCAUGGAGUUUGAGUUGGAUGUUAUGUGUCUGUUCCCUGAAGGGGGACAUCUACUAAAUGGGGAGUUCCCUCAGCGAGGGAAGGAGCAUAAUGACACUACGGAGCAGAGAGUCUCUGUUGACUGUCCGUGGUCUAUCUAUUCCACCAUCAUCAGUCUGAUGUUUCAUCUGCCGCUCAAAGCCCAGCACAGCCUGCUCUCCUCUGGGACAAG
This is a messenger RNA of Bombina bombina (fire-bellied toad), 656 nucleotides long. Its product is annotated as trafficking protein particle complex subunit 10-like. The transcript has 4 exons. Gene Ontology annotation, biological process: early endosome to Golgi transport; intra-Golgi vesicle-mediated transport. The record is from RefSeq and is a predicted model, not a curated record. The annotation marks the transcript as partial. Gene Ontology annotation, cellular component: TRAPPII protein complex. NCBI's taxonomy places the organism in Eukaryota, Metazoa, Chordata, Amphibia, Anura, Bombinatoridae.